UUUCCUCGGCUCUGAGUCUGGGUGGGUUUUCUUUGGUAUCUGGGAUUUCAAUGACUUACCAAAAGGUGGUGUGUGGUUUAUAAGUCUUCCUUUUGUUUUAUAAGCAUUGUUCAAUGUUAUCUUUUACCCUUUUCUGUUACCAGCUUUGUGGUUUAGUGUUACAUGGCGACUGGUCGCUGAUUAUGCACAGGGAAUUGCUUGUACAAUUAUAGCCUACCAGCUACUUUUAUUUGUGUCUUGAUGGUCUAGUUGUGUUUAAGCAUUCAAACAACCGUCUAAGCAAUGUUCUUUUCAAAAUUGACCCCAAGAACCUUUUACUGAAAUCUGGGGUUUGAAACAGAAGGUUCAUAUUCCUUAAGGGGCUUAUAUGGUCGUUUAACCUUAUGAAAGUAUGGUAAUUGGCAACCAGAGAUGUAAGUGAACUCACAGGCCACCUAUUUUUUCUUACUUUAAUUAGCAUUUAUUGAAGGGAGUGGUGCUUAUAAGUUUGCGAUUAUGGUCCUUUUCUGGGAAGACAUUGUUUAUUGUCUUAAAAAUACUUUGAUCUCAAUGUCGGUGGGUUGAUUUGAUACUUAUUUCUUUCCACUUUAAAUUGAUCAGCGCAACAGAUUCAGGUUUGAAGAUUUGAUUAUCUGAAGAAUGUAACUUUGGUGAUAACAGAGUGCAGUCCUUUCAAUUUCAUAGACAUGCACUGUAUCUGACUAUUCUGGUGGACAUUUAUUCAACUUAGCUAUAAGCUUAAUCUUGAAAUAGCCUUGAGGUUCAAUCACUGAACUGCUAUCUAAGAUCUCUGAUUCUCAUUGUUGACUUCUACAUUUCUACAAUAUUUUGGUACCUGUCCAUUAAGGAACAAGAUGAAGGUUGGGAUAUCAUCCAAGACCAUAAAUCACCCUAGCUUUGUAUCUGUUACACAGAGCGAUCCUAGCAAGGGAAUUGGAGAAUCAUAUCCCAUUGCAGUAUCCCCAAUUCAUAAUUUUCCAAGUAGGGACUUAGAAGGUCCAUCUUGGUUGACCGGUGAAUGUUCAUCUCUAUUUCCACUUAAAAAGAAUGAGCUAAACUCUGGACCAAGUAGCCCCAGUUCUCCAAGUUCUCAUGCUAAGGGCGCUUUUUCACAUUCUUCUGUGUUCUGUACCAGUUUAUAUUUGUCAUCUUCGUCUACAUCAGAAACUCAGCGACAGCUUGGAAAUUUCCCAUUUCUUCCACAUCCUCCUACAUGCCACCAGUUCAUUUCUGCUGUUGAUUCAUCGAAAUCUCCCGUGGUUUUUACUGAGGAUUUGUGCAAUCCAUAUGAUGUGGACCACUCAGAAGUCAUAAUGAAGGACUUCCAUAAAUUUCCAGGAGAUGCUCGCGAUGAUGGUUGCUUUCAUGGUAUGCAUUGUGAAAGGGAUAAUUUCAUCCUCACUGAGCAAGUAGAACUACAUUUCUUGUCUGAUGAACUUGACAUUGCUAUCAAUGACCAUGGAGAAAAUCCCAGAGUUGAGGAAAUAUGUGAAUCACCUCAACCUUCAUCAAAGCCAACUGUAGGGUUGACAUGCAACCGAAAUUCGGCUUCUGCGACGCCAUCUAUGAGUGCUGCUGUAAGUCCUGCUCUGUCCGGACCGGCAGCUGUUCACAAGCCGAGAAUGAGAUGGACUCCUGAGCUGCACGAGUGCUUUGUAGAGGCUGUCAGCAAGCUUGAUGGGCCUGAAAAGGCAACUCCAAAGGGUGUGCUAAAGCUUAUGAAUGUUGAAGGUUUGACUAUCUACCACGUGAAGAGCCACUUACAAAAAUAUCGACUUGCCAAAUAUAUGCCUGAGAAGAAAGAAGAGAAGAAGACUUGGAGCUCUGGAGAAAAGAAAGCAGCUUUAAGCAUUGGUGAGAGUGAUGGAAAGAAAAAUGGGGGCAUGCAUAUCACUGAAGCUCUGCAAAUGCAGAUUGAAGUGCAGAAACAAUUACAUGAACAGCUUGAGCUACAAAGGUUGCUUCAGUUACGCAUAGAAGAACAGGCAAGGUAUUUGCAGAAGAUUUUGGAAGAACAACAGAAAGCUGGCAGUGCCUUAAUUCCUACACUAAGCUUGUCAGCACCAACCGAUCCUCCGAGCCAAAACUCAGAAUUGCAGCAGCCUUCUUCUCCAUCUGCUGUUGUCUCAGCUUCCCAACACUCUGAAUCUAAAACCGAAUCAUCAUCAGCAUCAUCUCUACCAUCAAAGCAUAAAGCUAACGGUGUCGGUGUCAAUGAAUGUAAAACUGAAUCAAGUCUGAAAAGGUUCCGCUUCGAGGACAAGCCAGAGUCGGCCAUAGACGAGGCUGUGGUGGAAAAUCCUGUGCAAUAACAGCUUCACCCAACUCAACUCAUGAUUUCCUUUUAUUGCAUCAGAUUCUAAAUCACCCCAACUUUUGUAUACGCAUUAAUUUAGUGUAAAAGUUAUUGAAUUUAGAUUUGCUUCAUUUGUAUGCAUGAUAUUAUUACAUUUUAUAUUUAUUUAAGUCUGGUUUAAUUUAAAA
Molecule: messenger RNA, 2484 nt
Organism: Gossypium raimondii (Peruvian cotton)
Lineage: Eukaryota; Viridiplantae; Streptophyta; Magnoliopsida; Malvales; Malvaceae
Product: myb family transcription factor PHL6
Exons: 8
Coding region: 855-2312 (485 amino acids)
Molecular function (GO): DNA-binding transcription factor activity; DNA binding
Source: RefSeq, a predicted model, not a curated record